AUGCCUAUUAUCAAUAUGAAGAUUUAUGUGUUAGAUAAUAAAUUAACUCCAUUACCAAUUGGAUCAGUAGGAGAAUUGUAUAUAGGAGGAGUAGGUUUAGCUAGAGGUUAUUUAAAUAGACCUGAUUUAACAGCAGAGAAGUUCAUAGCUAAUCCAUUUCAAAGUGAUGUAGAUAAGUUACAGAAUAAGAAUGCACGAUUAUAUAAGACAGGGGAUUUGGUAAGAUGGUUACCAGAUGGUAAUUUGGAAUAUAUCGGACGUAAUGACUUUCAGGUUAAAAUCAGAGGUUAUCGCGUAGAACUAGGAGAGAUAGAGAGUGUUUUGUUAAGUUAUGAAGGGAUAAAGCAGAGUGCAGUACUUGUCAAAGAACAUACAGAUAGUGAUGGAGUAUCUACAGGUAACAAAUAUUUAGUAGGCUAUUAUGUAUCGGAUUGCAAAUUAGAUGCAGUAAUAGUUUUAAAUUAUUUACAAGCAAGAUUACCAGAAUAUAUGAUACCAAAUA
Messenger RNA from Rotaria sp. Silwood2, 502 nucleotides. The record is from the annotation of a GenBank genome assembly. NCBI's taxonomy places the organism in Eukaryota, Metazoa, Rotifera, Eurotatoria, Philodinida, Philodinidae.